CGAGUGCGCCGACAUCGAGCUCUGCCCCGACUGCUUCUCGGCGGGCGCCGAGAUCGGCCCGCACCGCCGAUGGCACGGAUACCAGCUGGUGGACGGCGGCCGCUUCACCCUCUGGGGCGCCGAGGCCGAGGGCGGCUGGAGCAGCCGCGAGGAGCAGCUGCUGCUGGACGCCAUCGAGCAGUUCGGCUUCGGGAACUGGGUCCGUUUGCCUCCCCCGGCCCGCCCGUGUCACAGACCUUGGAGCCUCUGGUCGCUGCUCGGCUUGUGCCGUCAGGGUGUCCGGCUGCGGACGGGCUGCGCACCUGCUCUGUCACCUGCGCUCAGCCCGGGCUGCAAACACCAGCAGUGAGGAAGCAGCAUCAUUUCAGAGUAACAGAAUGGGAGGACAUGGCUGCUCACGUGGGAGCAUCCCGGACACCUCAGGAGGUGAUGGAACACUACGUGAGCAUGUAUAUCCACGGCAACCUGGGGAAAGCCUGCAUCCCUGACACCAUUCCAAACAGAGUGACGGACCACACGUGUCCCAGUGGCGGCCCGCUGUCCCCCAGCCUGACCACGCCGCUGCCGCCGCUGGACAUCUCGGUGGCGGAGCAGCAGCAGUUGGGGUACAUGCCGCUCCGGGACGACUACGAGAUCGAGUACGACCAGGACGCCGAGACUCUGAUCAGCGGCCUCUCGGUGAACUACGACGACGACGAUGUGGAGAUAGAGCUAAAAAGGGCUCACGUGGACAUGUACGUCAGGAAACUCAAGGAAAGGCAGCGGCGGAAGAACAUCGCGCGGGACUAUAACUUGGUGCCGGCCUUCCUGGGGAAGGACAAAAAGGACAAGGAGAAAACUCCCAAACGGAAGAUCACAAAGGAAGAGAAGGAGUUGAGGCUGAAACUGAGGCCGUUGUACCAGUUCAUGUCUUGUAAGGAGUUUGAAGACUUCUUUGAGAACAUGCACAAGGAGAGGAUACUCCGAGCCAAGAUUCGGGAGCUGCAGCGGUAUCGGCGGAAUGGGAUCACCAAAAUGGAAGAGUCGGCAGAGUACGAGGCAGCCAGGCACAAACGGGAAAAGAGGAAGGAGAACAAAAACAUAGCUAGUUCCAAGAGAGGGAAGGAGGAGGGUAAAGAAGGUGAAUUUGCUGCCAUUGAAAACCUGCCUGGCUUUGAACUCUUAUCGGACAGGGAAAAGGUGCUCUGCAGCUCUCUGAACUUGAGUCCUGCACGUUAUCUGACUGUAAAAACUAUUAUCAUUAAAGACCAUCUCCAAAAAAGACAAGGAAUUCCUUCAAAGAGUCGCCUUCCCAGUUACUUAGAUAAGGUACUGAAGAAAAGGAUUUUAAACUUUCUCACAGAAAGUGGUUGGAUAUCCAGGGAUGCUUCAUGAAGCUCAGCUAUCUGAGAAAACACAGCAGAGACCCAUUACAGCCUCAAGGACUCCGUUAUUUUUUUCUUCCCUCCUCAAAGAUACAGGAAACAUGUCACUUAAAACCAGAAAAAGCAAAUACAUAAACCCCCCACUCAUCAUGAUCCAUGGUGGUUCAAAUAGACUUUUCUUUGGAUCAUGGAAAACACUCAAUUGUGAAACUUCUACAUUGGAUUUCACUGCUUUUGGUACAUUCUUAGAACAGAUUUUUUCAUGUGAACUUACUCAAGUCCAGUAGUCCCAGAGUAGUUGCUUUAGUCCAUACUGUUGGAUAAAUGAGUAUCAGUGUAAUCCUUGCUUUUCUUUGAAGGUAGGAGAUAGUUUCAUUUGCUGGGAACUUUCUUCAUCCUUUGUUUUGUUUUUUUCGGCAUAGUGCUGGCAGCAAAGUGAAGCUUGCAAAAGUCCUGGGCUUGGGAGCAGGGUGAGAAGGGACUUUUGUGACCAUUGCUAAGCUUUUGGAACAUUCUCCUUGGCAACUACAGCCAAGGCACAGGGGCAGCAGGGUGAGAGUUCCUGUCGAGAGUACAGCAGGGAGUGGAAGGAAAUGUGGCAGGUGAGAGGCUUCAGAGACUUGUGGAGGAGGUUCUUGAGGAGCUCCCUUCACACCCAGCUAAUCUGGGCAUCGUUUUGGCUUGAGUUUUUCCUGAAAUAGACCCCUCUGAAGCUUUGAUGUGACCUGAUUGAUACUGUAGUUUCAGGAAUACCCAGGAGCUGUGGGGCUGUGUUCCAGAGGAGGAGUCAGUGCUAUGGUGGGGGUCCCUGAUUUGGGCCAGAAAUGGGGCUGAGGACAAUAAGCAGCCAGUUGUCCUGCAGCAGUUGGGAGCCUCAGGCAGCAAAAGCACUGUUUUCUCUUGUUGGGGGAGCCUGCUCCUCCUUUGGGAUCUGUAACUGCUGAGCUGAUAAGGGCUGAGGAGGUGUAGUUGCCUCCUGACUUUAGCUGGGAAGGUCAGAGAAAGGGAGAGAGAUUCUCAAAUGGGGCAUGAUCACUGAGGUUGGUCUUUAAAAACAAAAGAAAGAAGUGAUGCAGAUCAUGUCAAAAUGCACAGCUGUGUUCUUAAAGUAUGGAGUGGUCAAUCCAGCUAUUACAGGGUUCUAGUUGAAUGUACCUUGAAAAGUACUGGCCUACACACGUUGAAACUGAAAUUACUGACAGGCAGGACAGUGCACCUUGAGAGGGAACUCAUCCCAGCUCUGACAGCUACAGCCUGGAGCCGUGCUGGAGCUGGGCACCAGCUGGGGUGUAACACAGCAGGUGACAGAAAUGCCAGAUCCACAGUACUGUUCUAGUAAGAUCUACUGAUUAAGGGAAAGAUGUUGAAGGAGGACUAUGAAAGGAUUUUUGUGCUCAUUUCAUCCUUAAAUUCCUGUGCUGGUAUUUAACCAAAUGAAUAAAAACUGGUGGUUGCCACAUGUGGAAGAUGGCACAGUGUUACUUGUGCCUGAGCCUCUCUGCUGGUCGUGUCUGGAGCUGGAAGCUGUGACUGGAGACCAGCUGGGCUGAUCUUCUGGAGUGUAGGUGUGCCAAAACUUGGAAUCUGACUGGCUUCAAAAUGAGUGCAAGCACUGGAAAGGUCAUCUUGCUUUGAUGCUUUGGGCUGUAGUCAGUGAGGAUAUCACAAAAUCUUGAAACAGUAUUAAUUCUGCAGUUUGGCAGAGGUAUUCUGAUCAGAACUGGAUUUCAGUUAAUACAUCCAGCAUUACCAAAAUAGUGUUACCAGUGAGUUUAGAAUAAAAGGGGUACAAUUACAAAGCCAGCAUUUCUAAGGAAGAAAAAAACCAAAACUCUAGUGCCUUUUCUUUUGAGCUUAUAAUAUUAUGUCCCUUCAAAAAAAGUUAAGGGCUAUGUCCUCUUGGACGUAAUACUUCGUUUGGCUUCUCCGUAAGUGGUUUGUUGUGGCCUCCUUGAGACCAAACUGUCUCUCCUUGGCAGCAGUGGAGCUAACUACAGCGUGCUGAGCAGCUUUAGGAACCACUUCCACCCUAAAUGCACAUACAAGCAGCACACAAGUUCAUGAGGUGUAAACCCCUGGUUAUUUUCUCUGU
Lepidothrix coronata (blue-crowned manakin) is the source of this 3456-nucleotide messenger RNA. It is a transcript of the gene TADA2B, whose product is annotated as transcriptional adaptor 2B. Bases 70 to 1374 code for a protein of 434 amino acids. Lineage: Eukaryota; Metazoa; Chordata; Aves; Passeriformes; Pipridae. The transcript has 3 exons. Gene Ontology annotation, biological process: chromatin remodeling; regulation of transcription by RNA polymerase II. Gene Ontology annotation, molecular function: transcription coactivator activity; protein binding; chromatin binding. The record is from RefSeq and is a predicted model, not a curated record. Gene Ontology annotation, cellular component: nucleus; SAGA-type complex.